This is a messenger RNA of Xenopus laevis (African clawed frog), 3344 nucleotides long. RefSeq names its product Tax1 binding protein 1 S homeolog (gene tax1bp1.S). The record is from RefSeq and is a predicted model, not a curated record. NCBI's taxonomy places the organism in Eukaryota, Metazoa, Chordata, Amphibia, Anura, Pipidae. The coding region runs from base 275 to 2797 and encodes 840 amino acids. The transcript is spliced from 19 exons.
AGUGUGGGUGUGUAAGAACUAGAGUACCUGCACUCAUCAGCUGACUCGAAGCUGUGCUAGGCAAAAUGUUUCCGCGUUCCAAAUAAGGGAAGUGAUGCAAAUAUACACAAGCAAGACCCAGUGGAAAGAAAACAAUCGCAGUGCUUGGCAUGCGGAAGAACCUUAUUGCGCAUUAGAUUACUGGGGUUCGCCGAUUCUGUCUCUGUGACCGUCUGUCUUUAACGUUGGCGACUGCAGCAGCUGAAGCACAACUCCGCGACCCCAAGAGGUUAAAAUGUCAACUUUACAAGACAUUUCACCAUCAAGCAGUAACAUGCAGGCGUCCAACUUUGCACACGUGAUCUUUCAGAAUGUGGCUAAAAGUUACCUACCAAAUACCCCUCUUGAGUGCCAUUACACUCUCACUCAGUAUAUCCAUCCAGACCAAAAAGAUUGGGUUGGUAUAUUUAAGGUUGGUUGGAGCACUCCUCGGGAUUAUUUUACGUUUCUAUGGUCACCCAUGCCAGAAAAAUAUGUGGCAGAGUCCACUUGUAACUGUGUGCUGACUUUUCAAGGAUACUAUCUUCCAAAUGAUGAUGGUGAGUUUUACCAGUUUUGCUAUGUAACAAGCAAAGGAGAAAUCCGUGGUGCAAGCACACCUUUCCAGUUUCGGGCAUCUUCUCCGAUAGAUGAACUCUUGACCAUGGAAGAUGAGGGGCAUUCAGACAUGUUGGUUGUAACUACUAAAGCUGGGCUUCUUGAGGUAAAAAUUGAAAAAGCCAUGAAAGAAAAGGAAGAGCUUGUAAAAAUAACAACUGUGCUCGAAAAGGAAGUGCUACAGUUGAGGGAUCAUGUGGAAAGCUUAGAAGGCGCACUUCUACGGGAGCAAAAGAGAUCUGAGCAGCUUACGUCAGAGCGAGAGGAACUGUUUAAUGCAUCAGAAAUCUUAAGAACUGAAAGUGAUGAAGCAAAGAGAAUAUAUAAGGACAUGUCAGCUAAACUUAUUCAGCUAGAAGAAGAUAUCAUAUCCGUGACACAGAAGGCUAUUGCAAAAGAAACUGAAUUGGACAGCCUGAAAGAUAUAUUAAAGAAAAUAGUAGUGGAGAAAGAACAACUGGAAUGUCAGUUGAAAUAUGAGAAGGAUGAAAAAGAACUCUAUAAGGUUCAUUUGAAGAAUACAGAGAUUGAAAACACUAAACUUCUAACUGAGGUCCAGACAUUAAAGAACUUGGAUACAAGCAAAGAAAAUCUCAUUGCCCACUACAAGGAAGAGCUUGGCAAGCUGCAGAUUUGUCUAGCUGAUACAGAAAAAAUAAAUAAAGAAUUUCUGCAGAAUUCUUCGAAUAAGGAGGAUAUCCCCUUUUUAAAGCAACAGCUACGAAAGUUGGAGGAUCAACACCAAGCCAGCAGACAAGAAGUUUCCUUUAUGUCUAAGGAAUUGAGUGAGGCAGUAAAUAAACGUGAUAAAACCAUGUCUGAUCUUCAUGCAGCUCGUCUUGACACAGACUGUGUGAGGAAGCAACUGGCUGAUGCUUUGGCUCAGCUUAGUAUUCGAGAUGAGCUGCACAAGUCCAACCCUUUUGUCAAAAAGGACCAGGGGAUAGAAAAUACAAGAGUGGAGCAGGAACUUCGCAAAGAGAUUGAAGACCUAAAGCUGAGAUUGCAGAUGGCAGCAGACCACUAUAAAGAUAAAUUCAAAGAAUGCCAGAAGCUUCAGAAGCAAGUAGUAAAACUCACAGAGCAGCUUAAAGCCUCUGAAAAUCAGCAGAAAGAAAGAGAAGCGUUUGGUAAUACAGAGGUUGCAACUGUUACUGUUCUGAAGCAAUGUAUUCCACCAGUGAGUCCAUUUACUUCAGAGACUUUACCCGAAUUUAACAUAAGAGAGCAAGUGCAGGAAAUGAGCUUAGAAAUAGCUGAAAAAACAGAAAAAUAUCGGAAGUGUAAGCAAAUGCUGGCUGAAGAAAAAGCGCGGUGCAGUGCUUAUGCUGAUGAUGUUGCCAAGAUGGAGUUAAAGUGGAAGGAGCAGCUCAAAGUCAAUGACAGCAUCAAGCGGCAAUUGAUUGCUUUGGAUGAUCAAUAUAAAGUGCAGUGUGCAGAGAAAGAUCGAGAGCUAUGCGACCUUUCUUACAGUAUUGAAACACUUCAUAAUGAAAAGGGAAAAAUGGAGCGAUUUAUAAAAGAACUUGAAAAAAAGCUGGAGAAACAAACAGACUGGGCUGCAAGUAACACCCAAGGCCUGCAGUUUUUUAAUCCAUAUUGUGACGAACAGAAAUUAGUUCCUGUCAUUCCAGCUCAGCAGCCUCUUCUUCAGUUUGGAAAUCCUUAUGCAUCUCAAGCAACUAGAGAUGGAGCAGAUGGAGCUUAUAACCCAGAUGAAGUCCAAGGACCUCCUAUUAGAGCUACCUCCUGGGGUCUCCAAGACAAGGUUGUCUGCAGUCAACCUGCUCGCAAUCUUAGCCGACCUGAUGGUUUGGAAGAUCCUGAUGAAGACAACGCAGGCCUAAUUACUAAGGUAGAAGAUGAAGAUGAUGAUGAUUAUAAUGUGAAUUUUGAACAAACCCCUGAUCCUACACACAUCAUCAUGCCUAACCAGUCAGGCUUCUGCUUCGAAGCAGGGUACACUAUAAAUAAGAAGUGCCCGCUCUGUCCACUGUCAUUUCCUCCCAACUAUGACCAGGGCCAGUUUGAGGCCCACGUGGAGAGUCACUGGAAAGUCUGUCCCAUGUGCAGCGAGCAGUUCCCUCCAGACUGUGACCAGCAGAUCUUCGAACGACAUGUCCAAACCCACUUCGAUGGCAAUGUCUUAAGUUUUGAAUAAAGUUGUAUGUUUGUAAUGUAGUGGUGAGGAGAUCACCUUAAAAACUAGAUGUGAAAUGUAGCUUAAAGCAUCACUUUGAAGAAGCUGCUUGGAAGUAGGGUCUCUCGUUACUUUCCCUUAAACAGACGGAAACUAUCCUUGGGCACCUCAUGCAAGGCAAGCAAUAUGGCAGUAUAUUCUAUAAUGGGUGCAACAGAUGCCUGGUCCAGUUGCUGUUACUAUGCUGUAGUUAUUUGAUCUGAGUAGACAUUUAUAAUAGACUAUAGUUGUGCGAGUCACUAUUCUAAUACCUGUCUGUUUACUGGAGAGUGGGAGAACCCACUUACAAACAAGGAAGAGGGGUUAAUUUUCCUUAAGGAAUGCUCUGCAAUGAUUUCAAUAUAAUUUCUUGCUUCUCUUAAGGGUAAGAUAGAUUUAACCCAGUUUUCAUUUGCAGUUAAUCCAUUAAAGACAGAAGAGGCCACAGUAUAAGGGUUGGGGCAGACGGGGAGAUUUAGUCGCCUCUUCUGCGUGGCGACAAUCUCCCCGAACUGCCUUCCAUUUGUUU